Malus domestica (apple) is the source of this 1889-nucleotide messenger RNA. NCBI's taxonomy places the organism in Eukaryota, Viridiplantae, Streptophyta, Magnoliopsida, Rosales, Rosaceae. The record is from RefSeq and is a predicted model, not a curated record.
UCGUCACCAAAAGGACAGGAACCUUCUCCACACCCAAAGUUGGGAUUCUAAGCCCACUAUCUAUAUAUAUAUAUGGGAUAUAUAUGUAUAAAGUUCCAAGCAUCAAGCUUUCCUCCCAAUAAUAUACAACACUAAAGAUCCGUCUCUAUUUAUCUACUUCCACUUCCCCCUUCUGAGCAAUACUGCUUUCAAGAGAUUCUCAAAAUCGAGGGAGAUGUUGAGUUUUUAAUAUUAUCUCAUUUGGGUCUGUUGGUUUUGAUUACAUGUUUUGGAUUUUGCUCUGUUUUUCUGCACUUUGUUGGUGAUAUUGCUUGUGGGUCUCGUGGUUGUAUUAAUGCACUCAUUGCCCAUCAGUGUAAAGAUUUAUUGGUUGCCAGUUGGGUUUUUGAAAGAUGGAAGCUCAAAAUUCUGGGCAUUCGCAUGUAGUUGAAGUAGGUGGAGAUGUGCCAGCUACAGAUACGAGCUUGUGUGGGACCAAGAUUUGUGGGGAUGCACCAUGCGGAUUUUCAGAUGCUAAAACUAGUUACAAAGAUGCACAGGAACGGUCAGCAUCCAUGCGGAAGCUUCUGAUAGCAGUUGUCCUCUGUGUCGUUUUCAUGAGUGUGGAGGUUGUUGGGGGUAUCAAAGCCAACAGUCUUGCGAUUCUCACUGAUGCGGCUCAUUUGUUGUCAGAUGUUGCCGCAUUUGCAAUUUCUUUGUUCUCACUUUGGGCAUCAGGAUGGGAGGCAACUCCUCGUCAGUCGUAUGGCUUCUUCCGGAUUGAAAUACUAGGUGCUCUUGUUUCCAUUCAGAUGAUUUGGCUGCUUGCUGGGAUCCUUGUUUAUGAAGCCAUUGCAAGACUUAUCCAUGGCACUGGUGAAGUUGAGGGCUUUCUCAUGUUUCUUGUUUCUGCGUUUGGUUUACUGGUUAAUAUCGCCAUGGCACUCUUAUUGGGUCAUGAUCAUGGGCACGAUCAUGGACAUGGACAUGGACAUGGCCAUGGUGGGCACGGACAUGGACAUGGCCAUGGUGGGCACGGACAUGGACAUGGCCAUGGUGGGCAUGGUCAUGGUCAUGGAGAUGGUGAUCAUAAUCAUGGUCAUGGAGAUGGUGAUCAUAAUCAUAGUCAUGAGGAUCAUGAUGAGACCCAUAACCAUGGGAUUACUGUGACAACACAUCACUCUCAUCAUCAUGAGGUGCACUCGAAUCAUGACGACAAGCACCAUCAUACCGAUGUAAUUAACAGCACAGAACCUCUGCUCAAUCAUAGCUCUGAAGGUGAAAAGAAACCAGAAGGUAAAAAGAAGAAGCAACGAAACAUCAAUGUGCAGGGGGCUUAUCUUCAUGUACUUGGCGAUUCCAUUCAGAGUAUUGGAGUGAUGAUUGGUGGAGGGCUUAUCUGGUACAAGCCAGAGUGGAAGAUUAUUGAUCUGAUAUGUACUCUUGUAUUUUCAAUAAUCGUGCUGUCGACAACAAUUCGGAUGUUGAGGAACAUUUUGGAGGUUUUGAUGGAGAGCACUCCCAGGGAGAUUGAUGCCACAAAGAUUGAGAAAGGUCUCUGCGAGAUGGAUGAGGUAGUUGCCAUUCACGAGCUGCACAUAUGGGCGAUAACUGUUGGGAAGGUGUUAAUGGCUUGUCAUGUUAUCGUUAAGCCGGAUGCUAAUGCCGAUAUGGUGCUGGAAAAGGUUGUAGACUACAUCAAGAGAGAAUAUAAUAUCAGUCAUGUAACGAUUCAGAUAGAACGUCAGUAGAGAUGGAGAGAGACGAUGUGUCAAUGCCCGACUGUUGUAAUUAGGUCAGUUCAGAGUUUUUAAGACUAGACAGAUUAUAAUCUAUCAUCCCAUUGUUUUGCUCUUAUAUGUUCCUUGUUAAAUCUACUUAUCUCGUCAAUGAAUGAAAGUUUAGUAUAA